Molecule: messenger RNA, 312 nt
Organism: Baudoinia panamericana UAMH 10762
Lineage: Eukaryota; Fungi; Ascomycota; Dothideomycetes; Mycosphaerellales; Teratosphaeriaceae
Exons: 1
Molecular function (GO): protein binding
Source: RefSeq, a predicted model, not a curated record
UGGGCUCCCCUUGUUGCUGCUCAGCAUUCGCCGAUGGAGGUCGUAAGAGUGUUUUCCGAGUCUGGCUUCGAAAUGACCGUUACCGACGACAAGGGAUCGACUGCGCUGCAUCUCGCCGCUCGCCAUGGGCGGAAAGAUACUGUGGAGUAUCUUCUGAGCAUCGGCUUUCCCGCCGACGUCCUUGAUUCUGCCCAGCAGACGCCCCUGUAUGACGCGAUCAUCAAUUGCAACGAGGAUGUGGUUGCCGCUCUCUUGGUCAACAAAGCAAGCGUCAACAUCACAGACGAUGAUGGAGACACGCCAAUGCAUGUG